Molecule: messenger RNA, 1617 nt
Organism: Aspergillus mulundensis
Lineage: Eukaryota; Fungi; Ascomycota; Eurotiomycetes; Eurotiales; Aspergillaceae
Product: putative MFS sugar transporter protein
Exons: 2
Coding region: 1-1617 (538 amino acids)
Biological process (GO): carbohydrate transport; transmembrane transport
Cellular component (GO): membrane
Molecular function (GO): carbohydrate:proton symporter activity
Source: RefSeq, a predicted model, not a curated record
AUGAAGGAAAGAAAGGAGGCUGUAAUGGCUGCGGCCGUGGAGAAAGACCUUCCGGCUAAAAGCAUCGACCAUGUGGAAGAAGCCGUCCUCGCCAGCUUGACAGAGGACAAUUUGUUCAAACUUUCUCGAGAGUCGCUGACUAUGCGAUCUUGGACUGGUGUCCGCCUAUGCCUCGUUCUGUUCGUCCAAGGCUGCAACCAGGCAGGUUAUGGUAUCGACUGGGCUGUCAUUGGCGGUAUCAAUGCCUACGAUUCCUGGCAUGAUUAUUUUGGCUUCGGGACCUCUGGCUCAACUUACGGCCUUCUCAAUGCGCUGAUGCAGAUCGGAAUGGCAUGCGGUGCGCCUUUCUAUUCGCUGGCCGACAUCAUCGGCCGUCGCAGCGUCAACUUCCUCGGCAAUUUCCUCGUGGUAAUCGCGUGCAUUCUUCAAGCUACCGCACCGAACAUCAAAUGGUUUAUGGCUGGAAGGUUCUUCAUGGGUUUCGGUACUGCCCUAAUGUCAAGCUCGCAAUACAUGGGUGAGAUUUCGCCCACCCACCUUCGAGGUCUCUUAGUCGGUAUUUUCGGCGCCUGCUUCCAGAUCGGCAGUAUGUGCAUGAGUGCGGCCCUGAUCGGGAUCAACAAGGUUGACGGCAACCUGCAAUGGCGUUUGCCUCUGUACCUCAACAUGAUAUUCCCGGCACUGGUCUGCUUGGGAAUGUACACACUUUGUCCCGAGUCUCCCCGUUACUACAUCAUGCGAGGGCAGCGUGACAAAGCCCGGCGCGUCAUUGCCAAAUACCACACAACAAGCGGCGACAUCAACCAGCCGAUUGUGAACAUUGUGGUCUCUCAAAUGGAAGCCUCCAUUGAAAACGACCGCGCCGGCCACCAGAAGUUCUGGGACUUCUCCGUCUUUCUGAAGCGCACCGUGCACUAUCGCCUUCUAGUACUGGCCCUCUACUCUGUAUUCCAGCAGUGGAACGGCGGCGGCAUUAUCACCUACUACAUGGUGCCUGCCUUGAACACGAUUGGCAUCGAGGAGUCGAUCAAGAUCCAAGGAAUCCAACUCGGCACAACAGGUGUCUACUUCGUCUUCACCGCAGUAGGUGCCCUCAUCAUCGACAAAUUCCGCCGAAGAACCAUGAUAUUCGCCGGGCUAGGAACGAUGAUCCUUUUCCAGACAACAACGACGAUUACAUCCUGGCAGUACGACGUGAACGGCACCAAGGCCGCUGCCGGACUCACAGUCCUCUGGAUCUACAUGUACCAGACCUUCUCGGCAAUGUUCGUCGCGACAAUGCAUAACCUCUACCCCAUCGAAAUUCUCUCCUUACCGCUUCGUUCAAAGGGUAUGGCCCUGUAUACCCUCAUUCAGUCAGCGGCCGGGGCGGUACAAACGUAUGGGAUAAGCGUCGGGAUUAACAAGCUUGGUUACAAGAUUUGGGUGGUCUAUAUUGUUUAUAACACGGUGCAGCUUGUGUUGUCUUACUUUGUGUUCCCUGAAACUAGCAAGUUGACGCUGGAGGAGAUUGAUGCUGUCUUCGAGACGCCUGGGGUUAGGCCUGUCAAGAUGUCGCUGGAUAUUUACCAUGCGAAGCGGGAGAUGCAAGGCGUGCAAGGCGAGGGUGAGGCUUGA